AGGUUAUAUCCACCCUCCCCUCCUCCUCCUCCCUGAGCUGGGAUGGAUGGAGUUGCUGGAGGUGUGGGUACCCCCAGCAGUGCUGGGGGGUCUGGGGGUGACAGCCUUCCCAGACGAGGGGACUCAAAGCGGCGCAGUAAAGGCAGCCUUCCUUCCCCAGGAUAUAGGCUGUCCCAAGCCUCUCUGGAGGGGGAGAGGGGCUCCUUUGGGGCAGACAGUUCCUCCUCAGGUGGACGUGGCCGUCGCCUCUCCAUCAUGAGCUCUUCCACCCGAGAUGGCCUUCCCUUUCGCACAGCCGGCACCCCAACAACCCCCGUGCCCCUGCCGCUUCCACCCAGCUCCUCAUCUGCCACAGCCCACCCUCCUCCUCGCUCAGUGGGCUUCGCCACUUCACGUGCUGCCCUGGCCUCCACCUCUUCUGCUGGGACAGGAGUGAUGGUGGUGGCCACUGGCCCAGAGACCACCACAACCACUGCAUGCAACACCACAGCAGCAGGGACCCCUGAGAUGGUUGGUCAGUCCGCCCUGGGUGGAUUUGGGAUGGGGCUGGAUGGAGAGGACUACAGCGCCUCCAACCAGAGCACCUUCAUCCAGAGACAGUUUGGAGCCAUGCUACAGCCAGGGGUCAACAAGUUCAGCCUGCGCAUGUUUGGAUCCCACAAAGCUGUGGCUCUGGAGCAGGAGCGACUCAAAUCAGCAGGGGCGUGGAUCAUACACCCCUACAGCGACUUCAGAUUCUACUGGGACCUGUUGAUGUUGCUGUUGAUGAUGGGGAAUUUAAUCAUCCUUCCAGUGGGCAUCACUUUCUUCAGAGAUGAGAACACGCCCUCGUGGAUCAUCUUCAACGUGGUCUCUGACACUCUCUUCAUGGUCGACCUGGUCUUAAACUUCAGGACCGGCAUCAUUAAAGAGGACAGCACUGAGAUAUUACUGGACCCAAGGGCGAUUCGUCAGAACUACCUGAAGAGUUGGUUCCUUGUGGACUUUGUGUCAUCAAUCCCAGUGGACUACAUCUUCCUCAUGGUGGACAGUCUGGACUCUGAGGUCUACAGGACAGCCAGGGCACUACGUAUCGUCCGCUUUACCAAAAUCCUGAGUCUGCUUCGACUGCUCCGCCUGUCCAGACUCAUCCGUUACAUCCACCAGUGGGAGGAGAUCUUCCACAUGACGUACGACCUUGCCAGUGCCAUGGUGAGGAUAGUUAACCUCAUUGGUAUGAUGCUGCUGCUUUGUCACUGGGAUGGCUGUCUCCAGUUCCUGGUCCCCAUGCUGCAAGACUUUCCACCUGACUGCUGGGUCUCCAAGAAUCUGAUGGUGAACGACACGUGGGGUGUACAGUACUCCUAUGCUCUGUUCAAAGCAAUGAGCCACAUGUUGUGCAUCGGGUACGGCGCCCAGGCUCCUGAAGGAAUGACAGACGUGUGGCUGACCAUGCUCAGUAUGAUCGUCGGUGCCACCUGCUAUGCCAUGUUCAUCGGCCAUGCCACUGCUCUCAUUCAGUCACUUGACUCCUCUCGACGGCAGUACCAGGAGAAGUACAAGCAGGUGGAGCAGUACAUGUCAUUCCAUAAACUUCCUGCAGAUGUUCGGCAAAAAAUCCAUGAGUACUACGAGCACCGCUUUCAGGGGAAAAUGUUUGAUGAGGAGAACAUCCUGGGAGAACUCAGUGAGCCACUCAAAGAGGAGAUUGUCAGCUUUAAUUGCCGCAGCUUGGUGGCUAACAUGCCGCUGUUUGCCAAUGCUGACCCCAACUUUGUGACUGCCGUGCUGACCAAGCUACGCUUUGAAGUUUUCCAACCUGCAGAUUUCAUCAUCCGUGAGGGCACUGUUGGAAGAAAGAUGUACUUCAUCCAACACGGACGGGUCAGUGUGCUGACACGUGGCAACAAGGAAACUAAGCUGAGUGAUGGCUCUUACUUUGGAGAGAUCUGUUUACUGACUCGUGGACGGAGGACAGCCAGUGUCCGUGCAGAUACGUACUGCCGUCUGUAUUCUCUCAGUGUAGACAGCUUUAAUGAGGUGUUGGAGGAACAUCCCAUGAUGCGACGUGCUUUUGAAACUGUUGCAGUUGACCGACUGGAUCGUAUUGGGAGGAAGAAUUCUAUGCUCCUGCGGAAGUCCUCCCAGGCUGGUUCUCUGGGGGGCAGUAUGGGUCGUGGAGGCCGGGGUGGAGGUGCUCCAGGAGCUGGAGGCCUUGCAGCAAGCGGUCUUGGCUCCUGUGACAGCAUACUGGUGCAACAGAUUGUCAAACAUGACAGCAUGCCUGCCAUGCAGGAUGCUAUAGCAGCUGCCGCUGCAGCGGGAAGAGGUGGAGUCAUGGGAGGAAGUGGCACCGUCUCUCCUCGGCCACGUCCGGUCAUUUGGGCACCGUUGGUUCAUGCCCCCCUGCAGACAGCUGCCGCCACCAGUAAUGUAGCUAUCGCCCUCAUGCAUCAGCAGCAACAACAACAGCAGCAGCUCCAGCAGCUGCAGCAGCAGCAUGCACUUGGAGGCGCUUUCUUCCUGCCCUCCCCUCUUAUCUCUCCAUCCCCUUCCUCCUCUUUCCCCCUUUCCCCUCCACGUGCACCUGUGUUACAACCGCUUCGCCCCUCUGUGAGCUCUCUGAUCGGGAUGAUGGCUAUUGGUGGGAUGGGUGGAUUGUCUCCAAGAGCCUUUCCUCUCUCUCCCUCAACCAUGGGGCCUCCUGGUGGGGUCACAUCACCACCAAUUGCUAAAACUCCACCUACACCUGCCUCUUCAGUCCCAACUUCUGUCCAGCAGGGAAGGACUCUCCAUUAUAGCCUCCGCCUCCAGGCUGAUCAUCCUACAGUGAUUCCUGGACAGCUGGGAACUCCUACAGGUGGACCACAAACUACCCCCAUCCACAAGGUACCUACCACAAACCCGCCUGCUGCCCCAGGUGUACCUUCAGAUGGUAGCACUUCUGUGGCCGGCCAACAGGGAGCAAAAGAAGCUCUUUUACGUCAUGGGGCAAAUAGCUCUCAAGGUCUGCCAGCGCUGGGCAGGCUCACCCAGGAAGCCCGGCUGCUGUCGGCCUCACAGCCCACCCUGCCUCACCGCUCCUGGGUUGGGGUUCAGCCUCAUCCACCCCUGCAUAGGAAGGCCUCUGGUGGAAAUUUACUGGCAGCCCCUUUCCUGGCAGGGCAGUUAAACAGGGGAAGCAGUGCAGGAAUGCUGACAUCUAAUGCACCAGUUCAGUUGGUGACAAAUAUACCGUUUAAUGCACAAGCACAACCACAGGCCACAGUGCCUGUUCCUCCCACCCUAGCACAGGCUGUCUCUGCAAACACAGCCACAUGCACACAGUCCGCCCUUCAUACUGCCUCUGUACCCAUACAUACAGCUGCACACUUGCCUUCUGCUACUUUGUCAUCUUCCUCCCCUCCAAAGCAGACCCAGCUCUCCUCUGCCACCUUUUCUCCUGCACCUACCCCCUCUUCUCCAACACCUAUUCUCACCCAAACACCUCGCCCUAAACCAAUCCCAAUGACCCCUUCUGGCUCUUCUUCUCCCCCCAUUUGCUCCACACCUCCUUCAGCAGGAACAAACACACUGCUGCUGUCAUCAACUCCACGUCCCAAACCAAUCCACACACCUUCUCCCCGCUCAUCCUCCCCCUCUCCUUCAUCCACACCACCUCCAUCUUCUGUUUCUAGCCCUGUUCCACUGCCUCAAACUUAUGGGUCCAAAUCAUCUCUUACUUCCUCUUCUCCACCUUCGUCCUUGACUUCUUCCCCACCACAUCCUCAGAGCCCCAGAGCCAAGGCAUCUAACACACCUCCUUCUGCUUCUCCCUUGUCUGGCUCCAGUCCUGCCCAGACCCCCAUACCUUCUCCGAUACAAACUCCCAAUCCUCGUAGCCGCACUUCAACCCCUUCCCAAACUCCUACCCAAACCACUACACCCGUAACUCCCACAAAGACUCCCACCACUACACUUUCCCCCUCUUCAAUCCCUGUUUCACCUGUUCCCUCCUUAAGUAAGUCCCAAAGUCCAACCCCUUGUCUCCAGCCAUCUGCCUCCAGAGGUCCUACUUCGAGUCAGAUCCCUAAACAGGCCUCACCUCUGACCCCAACCCAAAGUGCUUCUCCUUCUCCAACCCCAUCCAGCACCAGCCCUUCGACUAAAAUAACUUUCUCAGUUCAUCUUGUAAAUCAAACCCCUGCUGUCGUUACGGUAAGCCCUUCUUUAAGCUCAAGUCAUUCCAUCAAACCAACCACAACGAUAACCUCACCCUCAACAGCUUUAAGCCCAAACCCAAGCUCAUCUAGCCCUUCCUCACUUAAUAUCCCCCCUUCUGCCAUCCCCACCUCUCCUGGUAUCAAGUCUGCCACUGCCAACCCCCCAAAACAAACACCUACCACCACAGCUGCCCCUAUUCACUCAUCAAAACUCAAAUCGCCUUCUACACCUGCCCAGACCUCUCAGGCAUCUACCCCUACACCCACUCAGUCUGCACAUGCAGCCACCCCUGCCAACAACACUUCCCCUAAAGGUGGGAAAAAGGACCCUCAGCUGCCACUUGCCAGAAAAGACUCAGAAGGACUAAGACACAAACUUCCAGCAAACAUGUAAGAAGAAAUCUUGCAGGAUGUCCAUGAGCCAUUGAUAUUCAGUUUUACAAGAGCUGGCACCAGACAUCAGAUUAUCUCAAGUGGACAGGUACAUCUUGUUUGCAUUCAAUCUAGGAUGUGAUUGUCGUAGAACAUCAGGUGUACAUGUGACUCUUCACCAAGCCAUCAAUAACUAAGAAAGACUUAAGGGUCUGACGAUAGUAGAGUCUAAAAUACAUACAAAUGUAAACAUACAUAUCUGUGUAAGUGAUUGUUGGAGCAAGCAAGGGAGCUGAAGUGGAAACAAUAUCAACAGAAAAAUGGAUAGAAGCAAUAGAGUCAGAAAAUACUGCAUACAAGCGGAAAACAUCCAUUUCCUUGACAAGAAAGCAAUACAUGUAGAGCAUUUGAGACUCAUAAUGUGACAGGAAAUGACCCUGACUAUGACAAUAAUACAUGUGAGACAAAAAUGGCCUUUCAUCUGUGAGGAAGAAAGUCUGGUGUGAUGUCAAUUUGAAAACACAGGAAAUUGACCACAUUGACAUGGCUGCCAUUUUCCUCUGAAGUGGUGAACAGAGUGGUAACCCCAACUGAUUCAAAAUCUUGCACUACUGUGUUACAAGUUCUGAUUGUCAAUUAUCAAAAGGAGAAGAGAAGGAUAUCAAGCCACAUUUUAGCAUGAAACAACAUUUUUUCAUUGAUUACCAUUAACAAUAACCACAGCCACCAGUGUGUGUGUGGGGAAAAUAAAGUAGAAUAAACAGAAAUAACUUUAAGGGAAAAGUAAUUGAAUAAUUGCAAAAAGAAAAAGGCAAAAAACUGGCAAAAAUGGGAUAAAAAU
Molecule: messenger RNA, 5394 nt
Organism: Cheilinus undulatus (humphead wrasse)
Lineage: Eukaryota; Metazoa; Chordata; Actinopteri; Labriformes; Labridae
Product: potassium/sodium hyperpolarization-activated cyclic nucleotide-gated channel 1
Exons: 9
Coding region: 43-4575 (1510 amino acids)
Biological process (GO): potassium ion transport; transmembrane transport
Cellular component (GO): membrane
Molecular function (GO): voltage-gated potassium channel activity
Source: RefSeq, a predicted model, not a curated record